CUGCUCUGGUCUAAGCUGUGUGACUGAGUAAGAUUUUAUACUCAAGUCUUUACCACUGAUCACCAUGGCUACAACCUUUUCAACACAGAGCUCCAGGUUCAGUUCUUCUGGUUCUCUCUUAGGGCCAUCUUCUAGUUCUACACGGAUUUCUAAAGCCAGUUUUGGAGGUUUGAAUGCCAGACCACCCAGUGUCUACGGUGGAGCUGGUGGUCUAGGCACACGGAUCUCUGUUGCUUCUCCUGGCCUGGCUCGAUCUCCUGUAUUUGCAUCAAACCUAGGAAAUGUGCUUAAUUUUACAUCAGGCAGUGGUUAUGGUUACAGUGCUGGAGUUCAUGGAAUCUAUGGAACUAAUGAUGCCAUAAUUGCCAAUGGCAAGGAAACAAUGCAGAAUUUAAAUGAACGUUUGGCUGCAUAUCUAGAAAAGGUACGCUCCCUGGAAUCUAAAAACAAACAGCUUGAACGCCAAAUCCGAGAAUGGUAUGAGAAAAAACCUCCUGUCCGUCUGGAUGUAAGUGGUUAUGAAAAGACUAUCGCUACUCUCCGAUCACAGAUUAAUGCUGGAACUCUUGCAAACUCCAGAAUUAUCUUGCAGAUAGACAAUGCCAAGCUAGCAGCUGAUGACUUCCGAAUCAAGUAUGAGUCUGAACUUGCCAUCAGGAAGAGUGUUGAGGCAGACAUUAUUAGUCUGCGGAGAGUGCUGGAUGAGCUCAACUUGAGCCGUAGUGGUUUGGAGAUACAGAUUGAUACCCUGAAAGAAGAGCUGGCAUACCACAAGAAAAAUCACGAAGAGGAAAUGGAAUCUUUGAAAGGUAAAUUAGGUGGGCAAGUGAAUGUGGAAGUUGACACAUCACCUUCCACUGACCUACACAAGAUAAUGGAGGGGAUCCGAAAGCAAUAUGAAGAAAUUGCGGAUCAAAAUCGUAAAGACGCUGAAGCCUGGUAUAAAGACAAGUUUGAAGCAUUGAAUCAAGAAGUGUCUAUUAACACUACAGCCCUCAAUACUAGCAAAAAUGAAGUCACUGAGCUGAAACGUACAAUCCAGACACUGGAAAUUGAACUGCAGUCCCUCAUCAGCAUGAAAGGUGCAUUAGAAGGCACACUUCAGGAAACCCAGAGUCGUUAUGGUACGCAGCUUCAGGGCCUACAGGCAAAGAUCAAUACACUGGAGGGAGAGCUGAGCCAACUCAAAAUGGAAAUGGAGAGGCAGGGUAAUGAGCACAAAAUCCUGCUGGAUAUCAAAACAAGGCUUGAGAAGGAGAUUGAGACCUAUCGACGCCUACUGGAAGGAGAGGAUAUCAGACUUGAAACCAAAAACAGUCCAAAGAAAGAACCUGUCUUAAGUAGGAAGGUCAAGACAAUUGUGGAAGAGUAUCUGGAUGGAAAAUGUGUCUCUUCUCAUGUUGAGGAAGUUCGGGAGCAGAUGUAACUUCAUAUCUCCUAGUCCUGGUGUUCUGCAGUCAACAAAUGAAUCUAUUAUAAUUAUAUAUCUUUGGAAUACUUAGUUUAUAGGGUCAAAAGCAUUGGCAGUUUAUAGAGAAAGUAAUGUUAUAAUAUCUGAAUAAGGAGAAGCAUUUUCUUUUAAUUUUUGAGGCCUGACGUUCUUACUUAAACCUAUAGAGGUCUUACAUACUUGUUAUCAACACAGCAUAAUAGGCAAGAAAGUCAAUUAAAUGUAUGAAAUAAACAUUUUAUCCUAUCCUGCAUAACCAGCCUGUAAUGUGACUGUCGCUGAUAUAUUACCAUGCAUCAGUCCAGCCUUUCACUGUACCAUAAUAGUUGCAAUAAUAAUUGCACAAUUUAUAUGAAAUAUAUUAUAAAAGGUUUGGAAAACUUACUAAUUUUUCAUGUUGUGAAAUACAAAUGUUAGAGUCCUUUUUUGAAACUGAGUGUUAAAACUAGCACUUCUUGGACAUCAUAGGCAAUGUGUGCUUAACCUGACAGUGAAUACACUUGAUUUUCAGAGCAAUCAAAUUGCAUGUCCAGUUUACUAGAACACUCAGAUCAGCAAACAUUUAAGGAUAUUUUUGGAUGGAUGUUAAUUACCUGGCUAUUUAGUCUUCUCAUGUUUCUAAAUAUCAAAUACAGAUCUUAAAUCACUGGCAGGCACGUACUCUCCAUAGCUGCAUAAAUAUCCUAAAGUAUCUAACGUAAAUUCUUGAAACUCUCCACAAUUUUUGAGGAUGCAUUCUUUGUGGGGUGGCUGUUGCAUCCAUCUAUCAGUCAUCAUUCAGGAAACACACAAACACAGACAAACACAAACACACGCACACCUACACACACAUUCACACAUCCCCACAUGCUUGCUAGAUGUACCUGCACUGUGGAUGCUUCCAUGAAUUUAUGACCACCAUCUUUUGAUGGUACUCACUUUUCCUCUAACCAUGAAGUUUUAUGUGGCCAAGCAAUUAAUUGCUUUGCAGCAUAAAUUGGGAGCCACUGGCAUUUCUGGGAAAUGCACAUAAUUAAUAUUUAGUCCUUCAACUGGAUUAUCACAUUAUCAUGCAAUUCUGCCCAUGAGACCUCCAACUGUGCUGAGACCCCCACUACUGGAAAACCUCAGAACUAGGGGGGGGGGUCUAAGAAUUGAAAAGGCUUACCAUGAGGGUGAAAAGGGUCAUAUUAAGGCUUUGUCAUCACGGUUAGUCUUUAUGGAUUCCACCUCUCAUUCUCUUCUAUUGCAUCUCUCUUUCCAUUCCUCAUAAGAAUAGAUAAAUAACUAUAAUUAAUCUUUAUAUGGAUUCUGUUGCAGGCCUUAUGCAAUUUUUAAUUUGUAUUAUGCAAGAUGUUAUGAAGCUAGAACUUCCAAAACCAGUGGAAUUUCACUUCAGAAAGUUAAGAUGUUCCUUAAUGAAUUGUGUUACUGAAACAAAUCACUCACCUAAUGUUAUGUGUGCUUCCAUGCAUACUUGAAUAGUUGUAUUCUUCAGCUAUAGCACAUAAGCUGAAUAGUGGGUUCACAUUGUCAAUACUUGUGAUACAUGCCAUCACACCUUGCCUCUGCUAGCCAUCUUUCAUGCUUAAAAUUGAUCUGCCAUCCCUCUUCCUUAAAAGUGGUGGGCUGGCUUCAACUGGUCAUUCCUCUUUAUCUAAACAAGCUGUUCCAGCAUCUGGGUCACUGCUCAAACCUAGGCCAUCUUUGCUGCAAUCAUAGCUUAUCUCUCUGCGCAACAGAGCCAACACUUAAGAGAUUUGUUUGGGCAGGCUGGCAUGCAAAUGAAUAAAAGAUCAGUAUUUAUCACCUGAUAAGGGCAACAGAAAUGAAUUUCUUUAUGAAUAUUGUAGGUUUAUAGUAGGUUCAUAAGUUUAUAGGAGGUUACUAAGCUAAUGGCCCUAAGGCCUUUACAAGCAUAGCCAUGUUAUACCUGUGUUCCCUAGUUGACCUGGGUUAGAUGGUCAUUAAUCACAGAGUGAGUCUAUGAUCAGCACUCACUGCCCUGUCCAUGAGGGACAUAGGUGCCACCCCCAGGGUGAACGUACGAUGUCUCAUCCAAUUGUCUAGGUUGCACUUGAAUAGGGAUAUUGAGGAGUUCUCCUUCACAUGCAGUGGAGUUUAUUCAACAGGAGUGGCAAUCACUGGGAGAUAUAUCUGUCUCUCCAGCAUGUUCUGUUAAUGUCACAGGCUAGUUUGAGAUCCCUGGAGCAAGUUACCAUUGUCCCAUUUUAUUUGCUUUUGUGAAGUACUUCGAUUAGAGCAGGGUCAGAGACUUGUUCCAUAAGCUAGGCACAAGUUGCCUCUUAGCAGCCUGUAGGAUACAGAGCACAGUCUCAGGACUUUCAGACUUUCCAUGUAGGUCAUGUUUUGAAUGACCUGAAUUUUCUUGGUGAGAAACCUCUGUGGUCUCCAGCUGCUGCAGGUGUCUGGUGAGGUACAUGUAAAAGGAAGCAUUCUACUCUGUUAGUGGUCUGAUUAAGGUCUAGUACAAAGGAGGUAUAGCAUCCUUAUUCUUGGAUGUGAUGCCCUUACUUAUGAGAUGCACAACUUAAAAGGCUUUCCUUACCACUAUGGAUACAUGGUGAUCAAAGUUUGGAUUGCUAUCAACCUGUGUUCCCAAAUCUUAUACCAUUGUGUUUGAGCUUAUGGGGGGUUGCUGUCAAUAUUGUAGUUUGCAGGGAAUUCAUCUUUGCCAAAGGGGAUAAUAAUGCACUUUUUACUUUUAGUUCAUGGCUUUGGCACCAAUCAUUUGUCUGUUUUA
Molecule: messenger RNA, 4193 nt
Organism: Protopterus annectens (West African lungfish)
Lineage: Eukaryota; Metazoa; Chordata; Ceratodontiformes; Protopteridae
Product: keratin, type I cytoskeletal 19-like
Exons: 8
Coding region: 65-1426 (453 amino acids)
Molecular function (GO): structural molecule activity
Source: RefSeq, a predicted model, not a curated record